CACGCGUGACACGCUGAGAGUUUGCCAUGUUUUCUUUCUCUCGCCCUCUUCAAAAGGCGUCAGUUGCGCUGUCGGUCUCGCGUUCCAACGUGGCGGACGAACAUUUUCCUCAACGUGCACGUUCCAAACUUUUUCUGUUUCCGCCUGACCGUCGACGACGUCCACCAGCUGAAUUUCGUAUAUCGAGCGGGCGACCUGAAGCGCACACGUCCCCACGUGUGGGGCGACGUGUCGCUGAUGGACGUCAGGCUCGUGUGACUUCAAGACGUCUUCACGUACCCCCCCCCCUGUUUUUUUUUUUUUUUUUUUUUUUUUUUUCCGAGAUAAUGGCUAAUGUUGAGCCACUCAAGCACAUGAAAAUAGGGACACAUUGAAAAGAAAUGUGAAUUAAUGAAUGUAUAUACAUAUCAUUCCCACAAUAAUACUAUAAAUAAUAUCAAUAAUGGUAAUAAUCAUAAUACAUUAAACUUAAUGGAUCACUAAUUGAACCUGAAAAGGUAAAAAAAUAAUCCUUCGGUUCUGAUUGUUGGUCCGUUUCUACUUCCUGUUUGUAUUGUUACGUCAGAUGUGACGACAUGUCGGAGUGUGCCAUUUUCACUUUGGGAGGGAUGAGCGGGAUGAACCAUUCACUGCAUAUUCUUUUAGCGGCCAACGAAACGACAUUAUCGAUGUGUUGGCAGUUUCGUCUGUAUUAAAAUGUUAAAAUUCUUUGUUAUUCAAAUGGGAUUUGGACAUGUGAAUGUUAAAGCGGCGAUAUACUAUCCGAUGAAUUGUAAAACCUGAACGUUAGCUUUUUGUUUUGUUUUGUUUUCCCCCUUCGCUCUUGCCGUAGUUGUUUAGCGCGUAGUUUGACUCCACCGCUGUCGGUGGUUUUGCGUUGCCACACGCUUAUGACGACGAAAAAUCUCCUCAUUUCAGAAAAAGGAAAGUCAGCCGUCGAUUUGUGUGGUUAACUCAUCUCCUCGAAUGCCGCUCAAUGUGCCGGCAAGGCUGCUAGCGGGCUAGCUCGCGGUUCAGAGCUGCGACGACAUCGGAGAAGAGCGGUCAUGAGGAGGAGUUUGGCUCCCAGUCAGGUCGCCAAACGGAAGCAAGCCGAGGAUGGAGAGUGGACGGGUUCGGCGCGGAAAAAAAGCAUCACGGGGGGCCAAGCGGCGAUGCCGUCUGCGUUCAGGAGGCCGCUGACGCAGCUCGCGUGCCCCGACGCCAACCGACACGAGGAAUUUAUCCGGCGGAUCCUGUCCAAGCCGUUUAAAGUUCCCAUCCCGAAUUACACGGGGCCGCUGGGCAUCCGGACACUUGGCCUGAAGCGAGCGGGAGUGAGGCGGGCGCUUCACGACCCGUUUGCGGAAGGCGCCCUGGUUCUGUUUGAGCCCGAGUCGCUGAGUGCCCACGAGCAGCUCAAAACUGACAAGGACAAAAUUCCCGUCCACGUGGUUGUGGAUCCCGUCUUGGGGAAAGUGCUCAGACCUCACCAGAGAGAGGGCGUCAAGUUCCUGUGGGACUGCGUGACGGGUCGACGCAUCCCGGGCUCGUUCGGCUGCAUCGUGGCCGACGAGAUGGGCCUGGGCAAGACCCUGCAGUGCAUCGCCCUGGUGUGGACGCUGCUGCGCCAGAGCCCCGACGCCAAGCCCGAGAUCGACAAGGCCAUCGUGGUGUCGCCGUCCAGUCUGGUCCGCAACUGGUACAACGAGGUGGCCAAGUGGCUGGGAGCCCGCGUCGCGCCCGUCGCCAUCGACGGAGGCUCCAAGGACGACAUCGACCGGCGGCUCGUCAGCUUCAUUUCCCAGCGCGGCCCCCGCGUGCCGACGCCGAUACUCAUCAUCUCCUACGAAACGUUCCGGCUGCACGCCGAGGUUCUGCACAAAGGCCAAGUGGGACUCAUCAUCUGCGAUGAGGGUCAUCGGCUCAAGAACUCCGACAACCGGACGUACCGGGCCCUGAACGCCAUGCGCGCCCAGAGGAGGGUGCUGAUAUCGGGCACGCCCAUCCAGAACGACCUGCUGGAGUACUUCAGCCUGGUGCACUUUGUCAACGCCGGCAUCCUGGGUACGGCCCAGGAGUUCAAGAAGCGAUUCGAGCUGCCCAUCCUGAAGGGUCGCGACGCCGACGCCAGCGACGACGACCGCCACGCGGGAGAGGACAAACUCAAGGAGCUCAUCGGCAUCGUCAACAGGUGUUUAAUCAGGAGAACGUCCGACAUCCUGUCCAAAUAUCUCCCUGUCAAGAUGGAGCAGGUGGUCUGCUGCAAGCUGACGGCGCUGCAGACGGAGCUCUACAAGCGCUUCCUGAGGCAGGCCAAGCCCGUCGAGGCGCUGCAGGGGGACCGGGUCGGCGUCUCCUCCCUGUCGUCCAUCACCUCGCUCAAGAAACUGUGCAAUCACCCGGCGCUCAUCUACGACAAGUGUGUGCAGGGCGAGGAAGGCUUCGAAGGCGCUCUGGAUCUUUUCCCGGCCGGCUACUCCGUUAAAAGCGUCGAGCCUCAGCUGUCGGGCAAAAUGCUGGUUCUGGACUUGAUCCUGGCCGUGACCAGGAGCAGCACCGACGAUAAGGUGGUGCUGGUCUCCAACUACACCCAAACGCUGGACAUCUUUGAGAAGUUGUGCCACUCCAGAAAGUACCCGUACGUCCGUCUGGACGGCACCAUGUCCAUCAAGAAGAGGGCCGAGAUUGUGGAGAGAUUCAACAGUCCGGAGAACCCCGAAUUCAUCUUCAUGUUGAGCAGCAAGGCGGGCGGCUGCGGCCUGAACCUGAUCGGCGCCAACCGCCUGGUGAUGUUCGACCCCGACUGGAACCCGGCCAACGACGAGCAGGCCAUGGCGCGCGUGUGGCGGGACGGCCAGAAGAAGACCUGCUACGUCUACAGGCUGCUGUCUACGGGCACCAUCGAGGAGAAGAUCCUGCAGAGGCAGGCGCACAAGAAGGCGCUCAGCAGCUGCGUGGUGGACGAGGAGCAGGACGUGGAGCGACAUUUCUCGCUGGGGGAACUUCGGGAGCUCUUCGCGCUCAACGCGGAGACGGCCAGCGACACGCAUGACAAAUUCCGCUGUCGGCGCUGCGUGAACGGCAUCCAGACGCGCCCCCCCGCCGCCGAGUCGGACUGCACCGCCGACCUGUCCCAGUGGCACCACUGCUGGGACAAGAAGGGCCUGAGGGACCAAGUCCUGAAGGCCUGCUGGGCCGCCCCCGCCGCCGUCUCCUUCGUCUUCCACCAGCGCUCCCACGACGACCAGCGAGCCGUCGUGUGACACGUAUUUAUUAUUUCCGCUGCUUUGCUCUUCUUGUUGUUUCUCUAUCAAAACUGUCAAAUAAAGUUCACGUUUUAAC
Molecule: messenger RNA, 3324 nt
Organism: Syngnathoides biaculeatus (alligator pipefish)
Lineage: Eukaryota; Metazoa; Chordata; Actinopteri; Syngnathiformes; Syngnathidae
Gene: rad54l
Product: RAD54 like
Exons: 17
Coding region: 1047-3245 (732 amino acids)
Biological process (GO): reciprocal meiotic recombination; double-strand break repair via synthesis-dependent strand annealing
Cellular component (GO): nucleus
Molecular function (GO): ATP-dependent chromatin remodeler activity; ATP binding; DNA translocase activity
Source: RefSeq, a predicted model, not a curated record